AUGUCUGAUUCCUCUAGCUCUGAAUCAUGCAACCCUAACAGGGAGUAUCCUGUGUCUGACUCUGCAAACACCUCACAUGCAAGAAGACCUAAAGAAACGGUCUCAGGCUUCUCCUUAGCACUCGCUCUUGAUGAACAAACCAGAGAAGGCUCCAGGUAUGUUCACAAUUCCAUUGCAACCUUGGUAACUGGAAUUUUGUCUGGUAAUCAUAAGGUUCUUGGGGUCUCAGUUCCCCUAAACACGAUUGUACCAGAAAAUGUUGCUUGUCAAGAAAAUACAGUUUCCUUAGAAAAGAAUGUGCCUGAUGAGGCUGAGCAAAAUGAUGUUCAUGAGGGGUCAAAUAUUGACAAACGCUUAGAGAAUGUGGGUAGUGAGGCAGUUCGUGUCACUCAUGAUGUCAGUGACAACCCUAAAGCUGAUACAGUUAAUCUGGAAGAAUUCUCUGAUAAUGAACUGCUGGCCUUGGAGAGGGAACUGGAUCAGAAUGUCCUGGAGUGUAAGGAGAUUGUAGACCUCAUUCAAGAGGCAGGGUUAAUGAAAACUGUGACUCAGCUCUCAAAGUGCUAUGAGACUUUAGUAAAGGAGUUUAUUGUCAAUGUGUCUGAGGAAUGUGUUGAUGGAAAGUCUAGGGAAUUCAGAAAAGUUUAUGUGCGAGGAAAAUGUGUGAACUUCUCUCCCUCAAUAAUCAACAUGUAUUUAGGAAGACCUGAUGUAGCUCAACCUGAGCUGGAGGUGACUGACAACACAAUCUGUCAAGUCAUCACUGCUAAUCAAGUCAGGAAGUGGCCUCUGAAAGGAGAAACAUCAAGUGUUGGCAAUCAACAAGGUAAAGUUGCGGUCAUUGCCAUACUCAGAGAGACUUGCAAAGAGCUAGAGGCAAGGAAGCUCACCUUGGAAAAUUUGAUCAUCAAAUUGGAGAUGUCUAACGGUGGUGUGCUUGGUGAACCUGCUGAUGCUACAGAAGGAGCUGCAAGGCAAAGUGCAGAGGGUGAAGAGGAUGCCAGUCCUGAUGAUGGCACUGAUGAUGAGGCUGACUCUGAGUCAGAUGAUUAA
This is a messenger RNA of Lathyrus oleraceus (garden pea), 1053 nucleotides long. RefSeq lists its product as uncharacterized. Bases 1 to 1053 code for a protein of 350 amino acids. The transcript is spliced from 3 exons. Lineage: Eukaryota; Viridiplantae; Streptophyta; Magnoliopsida; Fabales; Fabaceae. The record is from RefSeq and is a predicted model, not a curated record.